Messenger RNA from Helianthus annuus (common sunflower), 687 nucleotides. RefSeq names its product plasma membrane ATPase 3-like. The record is from RefSeq and is a predicted model, not a curated record. Gene Ontology annotation, biological process: regulation of intracellular pH; proton transmembrane transport. The transcript has 6 exons. Gene Ontology annotation, molecular function: P-type proton-exporting transporter activity. Bases 1 to 687 code for a protein of 228 amino acids. Gene Ontology annotation, cellular component: plasma membrane. Lineage: Eukaryota; Viridiplantae; Streptophyta; Magnoliopsida; Asterales; Asteraceae.
AUGUCAAGGGAUGAAGUAGAGGGGUGUGCACGGUUUGGUUCGGCUCUAACCGGUGAGUCUCUCCCGGUCACAAAAGGUCCUGGUGACGGUGUCUAUUCCGGUUUGACUUGCAAACAGGGUGAAAUCGAGGCGGUUGUGAUAGCUACCGGGGUCCACACGUUCUUUGGGAAAGCUGCUCAUCUUGUUGAUAGCACAAACCAAGGUGGUCGUUUUCAGAAAGUUUUGACUGCGAUCGGGAAUGUCUGUAUUUAUUCUAUCGCUGUUGGAAUGGUGAUUGAGAUAAUCAUAAUGUUUCCGAUUCAAGAUAGGCAGUAUCGGCCUGGGAUUGAUAAUCUUCUUGUUCUUUUGAUCGGUGGAAUCCCGAUCGCUAUGCCGACCGUUGUUUCCGUCACGAUGGCUAUCGGGUCUCAUCGAUUGGCACGACAGGUGCUUCUUAGUGGUGGUUACAGGUCAUCAAAUACCGCCACAUCAUCAUCAUCUGCUGCAGCUGUUGCCGCUGAUCCUUUUCUUUCUUCUUUGGUUCUUAACUUUCCGGGCUCGGAAACAGAAGAAAUCUCCAAGUCCAAUCCUCAUAUCAUGAACUCCACCUCGCAACACAUAUGGAAAGCGAGGGCAAUUUGGGUUGUGUUUUAUCUCAAACGGCUUCUUUUAUUUGAGCUACAAGCGAACGUUUUGAUCCUUCCUUGA